This is a messenger RNA of Cladophialophora psammophila CBS 110553, 855 nucleotides long. RefSeq lists its product as uncharacterized. Bases 1 to 855 code for a protein of 284 amino acids. The transcript has 2 exons. The record is from RefSeq and is a predicted model, not a curated record. Lineage: Eukaryota; Fungi; Ascomycota; Eurotiomycetes; Chaetothyriales; Herpotrichiellaceae.
AUGGCGAACCCGGUGUCUUCCACUGCGACGCCUGCAGCACCAUCCCUCACCCGGGUCGACGCCCGAGACCCCAGCACCACGGCCGACUUGGUCCAGGAGGUUCUCGAACGAGAUGGUGCCAUCAUCGUGACGAACCUGCUCAGCCGCGAACAGGCCGAGCAAAUCCGGCGUGAUCUCAAACCGCAUUUUGACGCCGACGGCGGCGACAAGAGCGGCUUCUUCCCAAAGACCACGCGGCGAGCCAUCGGCCUGUUGGGCAUAUCGCCCACAUGCGUGGAACUGGCCCUGAAUCCGCUCUUCAACGAGGUAGCGUCCCGACUCCUGACCUCCAAAUUCGAGUACUGGAUCGGCCAGGAGAAGCAGGUGGCCGUCUCCAAGCCCCAGAUUUCCAGCACUGUGGGGUUCCAGGUCAAUCCCGGCAGCCGCCAGCAGGGCCUUCAUCGCGACGACAUCGACUACCACAUACGGUCGGGACAUGACUCGGUCCUGAUUGGCUGUGUGGCUGCGACGGUCAAGACCACGCGAGAGAAUGGCGCGACCGUCCUCAUCCCGGGCUCGCAUCGAUGGAAGGACGACCGCUGCCCGUAUGACCAGGAGGCCAUUCCCGCUGAGCUGGAGCCAGGAGAUGCCACUAUCUUCCUGGGGAGUACAUACUGCGCCUAUGCAGGAAUGUACCGCCAAGUCGAAAACCAAUACCUGACGGUGCCGCCCUCAGUGGCGUGCUCGCUGCCCACCAAGGCCCAGCGCCUACUCGGCUACAGCGUGAGUCCGCCGUUCUGCGGCUUCGCUACCGACUACAAGGACCCCAUGCAGGAGCUGUUCGGCGUGGUUGAUGCGGAGACGGUCGUGCUUUGA